Messenger RNA from Octopus sinensis (East Asian common octopus), 3752 nucleotides. RefSeq names its product protocadherin-18-like. Gene Ontology annotation, cellular component: plasma membrane. NCBI's taxonomy places the organism in Eukaryota, Metazoa, Mollusca, Cephalopoda, Octopoda, Octopodidae. The transcript has 4 exons. Gene Ontology annotation, molecular function: calcium ion binding. Gene Ontology annotation, biological process: homophilic cell-cell adhesion. The record is from RefSeq and is a predicted model, not a curated record. The coding region runs from base 369 to 3269 and encodes 966 amino acids.
GCGAAUGGAUUUUCAUAAAUACAUACAAAGAUGUGUUGGCUGUAUGUUUAUAGAAUUGUAAAUGAAUCUUCCCUUAAGCAGUAUUCAAGUACAUUAAACUCAGUUGGCAACUGCAUUUCUGUUUCCCUUCCUUGGGAACCUUAACAAGCCUGUCAUUGGCUGCAGCAGACAUUACAUACACAAAUUCAAUACAGACCAAGAAAUAUUAUACAGCUGUCACACAACAGCAGUAGUGAGUGUGAAACUCAAUGCACGGAUACAGAUUUCUUGUAAUGACACUCUCAUAUGGAAUUGGUAGUAACGCUGUUAAAUGUUGAUGGAUUCAUUUAGACAUUUUACUGUGAUGCUGUCUGUCACUUCCAUUAAAAAUGAUUGAGAUUCUAGAAGCAGGUCUGCUUUUUUCAUUGCUGUACACAUUAAUAUGUGCAGAGGUGAUCUUCAGAGUAAAGGAAAACCAAAAUAUAGAUAGUAAAGUUGGAGACAUUGCACACAGCACACAGUUCCUAGAUAGCUUAUCCAGGUCAGAGACAAAGCAAAUCUGGUUUAGUCGAUUAAAACAAGGUACAGACAGAGGCUCAGAGUUGUUUAACGUUUCGAAAUCAGGAACGCUGUACACUGCUAAAGAAUUAGAUGCCGAAUCUCUUUGUAAAUACAACACAGAUUGCUUCAAAAUGGUGGAAGUUGCAGUUCGGAAAAAGGAGUCAUUUAUAAAAAUAAUAGAAAUAAAAGUGUUUAUUGAAGAUAUCAAUGAUAACAAACCAGAGUUUCCAAGUGAAGAGAUUCACAUAAAAUUUUCUGAAAGAGACAGCAAAGGAUCAAAAAUAUCUAUUCCAAAUGCAAUUGACAAAGAUAUGGCAUCAAUUAAUUCCCAAAUUAAUUAUCAGCUACGGAAAUAUGCAAAUGAACCUUUUACACUUUCAGUUACCAAAAAAAGAUUUGGUUCUUCAAAAUUAGAAAUAAUGUUGGAGAAGAAACUGGACAGAGAAGUAAAAGAUAAAUAUUUGGUACAAAUCAUUGCCAUAGAUGAAGGCUAUCCGCCAAUGCAGAGUGUAUUAAAUGUUCAUAUAAAUGUUACGGAUGUAAAUGACAAUCCACCUGUUUUCUCUCAGAAUAUUUAUAAUGUGUCUGUUAGUACUAAACAUAGAAGAGACACUCCAAUAGUAAUUCUAUCAGCAACAGAUAAUGAUUUGGGGCAAAAUGGUAAAGUUUCAUAUUUUUUUGGUUCAAAAACAGCAAAUAUUGUCAAAACUUGUUUUGAAUUAAAAAAGUCGACAGGAGAAAUUUUCUUACUUAAAACACCAUCUUUGGCUCAAAAACAAGUACAGAUUCUUCAGAUAGAAGCUAAAGAUGGAGGCAAUCCUCCAUUAAGUUCCACUGCUAUGGUAAUUGUAAAUUUGGUCAGUGAAAAGAACAAUGCUCCAGUUAUAGAUAUGAACUUUAUCUCAGAAUCACGAGGAAAUGUCGCUACUAUUUCUGAAGGCAUCGAAGUUGGAAGUUUUAUAGCUUAUGUGAAAAUAACAGACAAUGAUGUGGGGUCAAAUGGUGAGGUCAGCUGCAGCCUCCACCAUAAUAUAUUACUGCUUCAAAGUCUGGGCAGAAAGAAAUAUAAGAUUUUGGUUAAGAAUAGAAUUGAUAGAGAAGAAAAAAGCAAUAUUGAUUUUACCAUUACUUGUAAGGACAAAGCAUCGCCACCAAUGAAAACACAACGCAGAUUUUCCAUCCAAGUGAUGGAUGUCAAUGAUGAAAAGCCACAAUUCACUAAAGAUACAUUCAAAUUUCUGACUUAUGAGAAUGAAAAGCCAAAUUUUCCUGUUGGUUUCAUUAAUGCUACAGAUCCUGAUCUAGGACUUGGAGGUCAAUUGAUAUAUUCUUUAUUCAGUAAAAAGAAUCAAGUUGUUCCUUUCAAGAUUUCGAAUUUUGGAUUUAUUUCAACAUUGCAGCCACUGGACCGCGAAAAGCAGAAUAUUUAUGAAUUCCAGGCUUUAGUGAGAGAUAGUGGAAUUCCGUUGCUCAAUAAUACCACUAAUGUUAUUAUUGAAGUUAUGGAUGAGAACGACAAUGCUCCAUAUUUUACAUUUCCGAGUGUUAACCCUUUCAAUCUUGAUAUCCAUUAUGAACCACAAAGCAACAAUGACGUCACAACAUUAAGAGCUUCUGACAGAGACAGCCAUGUGAAUGCUUUCCUCAGAUAUGAAAUAAUAGGAGGAAACCACAAACAGUUAUUCAUUAUUAAUCCUUAUACUGGAGUAUUGUCUUUCUCUCGUCCAGUUUACCAAAAUGAUGCUGGGUCAUAUGACCUUCAGUUUGUGGUCAGAGACAGUGGGACUCCAGUAUUGUCAGCAACCACCACAGUAUUUCUGACUCUAACGGUCAGCAACAGCACUUCUCAGCUUUACACAGCUCAACACACUGAGUCAGAUGAUAUGAUACAUAUCAGUUUAGUAGUAAUAAUCGUAAUAGCUGCUGUGAUAAUAUCUACAGCUAUUGUAGUCUCUAUAAUAGUCUGCAUUGUUCAAAGACAGAAUCAAAGAGAGGUUCAGUACGGUUACAGGACAGAUACGAAUAAUGAAUUCAUCGGAGACAAAAGACAAUCUGAGUGUGCCACUGAGCUGAUGUGUCCUGAAUAUGAUGUCCCUGUACCUAUACUAAAGCACCCCUGUAGCAGUCAGAGUUCAAAAGUGGCAUCACUAAGGAAAGAAUCCCAAACAGAGUUUAACCAAAAUUUCAACUACGAAGGCGCUACUUCAGAUUUUCAACUGAAGACAGUAGCAGACAGCACAUACCAACGAAGUCUUCUAAGAAACCCAAAGAAUUCUCAGAUUGAUGAAAAGGCUGUUAAGGUGGUUGAACUCUGUGGAGAAAAACCAAGAUCUUGCCAUGCUAAUGAUAGAGAACAUAACUGGGCAGAAAGGGAAAUAGGGCACUAUGAAGAAUUAAAAGGUAUAAAAUCCUGCUUGCCUGUGGAAUUCCAAAGCUCAGCCAAACUGUCUCUACCAUUGGCAAUUAGUAGAUAUAAAGACACCAUUUCUCAUGCAAAACUAUCGAACCAAACUGAAGCUAUUCAGAAUCCAUCUUCACACAAUGAUGUCAUUGACCUGAAAUCAUAUAGAGUAAAUAAUACAGACCCAAAGACUGCUUCACAAUCUUGGAAUUUGCCCAUGAGGAAUAGUUUUACGUCUUAUUCAAAGCCAUUACCAGCAUUACCAUAUCCAUGGAACUCUUUAAAAGUACCAUCUUCUGAGAAAUAUGCUAAAGUUCCUUUAAAAUAGAAUUUAAUUAAAUAGAAUACAUUUCCAAUACAAAAAUUGCUAGAAUUGGUUUAAUUAAUUAAUUUGAAUAAUUUGUUAUUUUCUUCCUGGAUUAAAAUACUCUUUGGCCACCGUUGACUAAUACUUGACACCACCAGGGUUACCCUGAACAGCAUUACAGGCCACAGACAAAACAAUACACCAGGGCUCCUACAUACACAACCACAUUGAGCCUCUACCUGGAUACUAUCAAAGUAAAAUACUCUAGUUUUCAUCUGUGUAAUAUACCUGGCUCCUAGUUCAAUAGAAUAUGGUACUCUCAUUUUUCAAUAUACUACCUCCACUUGGGUGUAAUAUUCUAUUUAACAGAGGCAAUAAACUAUCCAUACUCAGGUUGUAUAAUUCUAGCCUCUUUAGAAUGCUUAUUUAGCUAAAAUAACAAAAAAAAAAAACAAUUCUUCUGUGACACACAGGAACAUUACAAGUCUAUGUGAAGUUGAUGAA